This is a messenger RNA of Dendroctonus ponderosae (mountain pine beetle), 1567 nucleotides long. Its product is annotated as voltage-dependent anion-selective channel. The transcript has 7 exons. Gene Ontology annotation, biological process: monoatomic anion transmembrane transport. NCBI's taxonomy places the organism in Eukaryota, Metazoa, Arthropoda, Insecta, Coleoptera, Curculionidae. Gene Ontology annotation, cellular component: mitochondrial outer membrane. The record is from RefSeq and is a predicted model, not a curated record. Gene Ontology annotation, molecular function: voltage-gated monoatomic anion channel activity. The coding region runs from base 103 to 1314 and encodes 403 amino acids.
CUGUGCACCAUAUCCACGCUAUUUAAACAAUCGACUAGUGUUGUCAAAAUUUAGGAUGGAUUUGUCAAAAUAUUAGUUAGAGAGAAACUCAUUUUUCUAAUAAUGGAGAAUCCAUGUAAACCUCCAAUUGAAGAAAAGUUAUACAGCUGUCCCCGCUUAUCUGAUGCGAGCGGAAAAAUUGAUUCGGCACAUGCAGAGGUUCGCCAGGUGGAAUGCGGAAAAGGUUUCGGAUUGUUCGGCGGGAAAAAGUCUGCUGAAGCCACGCCACCGCCUUUGAUCCCAGAAGAAAUGGCUCCACCACCAUACUCUGACCUUGGAAAAAAAGCCCAAGAUGUUUUCAACAAGGGCUAUCACUUUGGCCUAGUCAAGUUAGACAUCAAAACCAAAUCCGCCUCAGGUGUUGAAUUUGCCACUGGUGGGUCUUCCAAUCAAGAGUCUGGAAAGGUUGCUGGCUCUUUGGAAACCAAAUACAAAGUGAAAGACUAUGGGCUAACAUUUACUGAGAAAUGGACCACAGACAAUACGUUGAGCACUGAAAUGGCCGUACAGGACCAAUUGGUUCCUGGAUUAAAACUGUCUUCUGCACUGAACUUUGCCCCACAAACCGGAGGACAGUAUCAUAUUCAAGAUUCUAAUGUUAAUGUGGAAUUUAAUACUGAGCAAGAUUGGGGCAAACUUAAGACGAACGCUCUUUGGAGACCCCUACAAAAAACUGGCAACGUGAAAGCUGCUUACGUGAACAAGCAAGUGGCCAUCAAUGCUGAUUCAGACUUCAGAGCUGACGGACCAAUUGUUUCCGCUUCUGCCGUCGUUGGAUACCAAGGUUGGCUGGCCGGAUACCUUGCUGGUUAUGAUGUUAACAACAAGAAAUUGACGAAAAGUAACUUUGCCCUUGGUUUCACAUCGGGAGACUUUACUCUGCAUUCGAAUGUCGAUUGGAUCGGCAACGAUGCAGAUGAUCAAAGCGGAGAAGCCCACUACGGUGGAUCCAUUUACCAAGCCGUAAAUGCAAAACUUGAGUAUGGUAUAAUGGUAGACUGGUUUAACGGUGGUGGUGAAAGUGACGACAAAGAAAACAGUGGCGAUGGGGAUAAUGGUGGUAGUAAGACACUUUUUGGGGUUGGAGCGCAAUAUCAGCUCGAUCCGGACGCGUCGCUUCGGUUUAAGGUGAACAGUAACAGACAGAUAGGCCUAGGUUACCAACAGCGUCUACGAGAAGGUGUAACAAUAUGGUUGUCUGCUUUAAUUGACGGCAAAAAUUUAGAUCAAGCAGGCGAUCAUAAACUCGGGUUUGCGUUAGAACUGGAAGCCUGAAUAUCGCGCCUUUAGAAAUGUCACCGUAUAGAAGAUCUGUAUUUUUUGGUUAUAUACCUCUAAGUUUUUACUCUCUUCCUUAUUUUUACACAUCUACUGAAAUUUUGAAACCAAAUCAAGUUACGUAUUCGUAACAGUGAUUCAAGUCCAUCAACUAUUGUGGGGAGGUUGAAUAAAUUGCUUCUAUAUACGUCACCCUAAGUACAAUGUACCUUACUACCACAAAAUAUAUCGCUGUUUUUUUGUCAAUAAA